This is a messenger RNA of Dermochelys coriacea (leatherback sea turtle), 2235 nucleotides long. RefSeq names its product TNF alpha induced protein 6 (gene TNFAIP6). Gene Ontology annotation, biological process: cell adhesion; negative regulation of inflammatory response. The coding region runs from base 138 to 965 and encodes 275 amino acids. Gene Ontology annotation, molecular function: hyaluronic acid binding. The transcript has 6 exons. NCBI's taxonomy places the organism in Eukaryota, Metazoa, Chordata, Testudines, Dermochelyidae. The record is from RefSeq and is a predicted model, not a curated record.
UGCUGACCUCACAUGGAAAUGUACUAUUUAAGAUCAGGUUACCAGAUGUUCCAACAGAAUUUAGGCAGCUGCUAGCAGAGGUUACCCUGACUGCUUCAACAGAGAGCAUUUACAAUCUAAUAGCUCAGACAGAAGAGAUGAUCGUGUUAAUUUUCUUCUUUGUCUUGUUGUGGAACGAGGCUCAAAGUUGGGGAUUCAAGAAUGGAGUACUGCAUAACUCUAUUUGGUUAGAGCGAGCAGCUGGAGUGUACCACAGGGAGGCGCGGGCUGGAAAAUAUCAGCUCACCUAUGCAGAAGCUAAAGCAGUGUGUGAAUAUGAAGGAGGACAACUAGCCACAUACCAACAACUGGAGGCAGCAAGAAAAAUAGGUUUACAUGUGUGUGCUGCUGGUUGGAUGGCUAAGGGCAGAGUUGGUUAUCCCAUAGUGAAAGCUGGAUCCAGCUGUGGUUUUGGAAAGACCGGCAUUGUUGACUAUGGGAUUCGCCUCAACAGAAGUGAGAGAUGGGAUGUCUAUUGCUACAACCCUCAUGCAAAAGAAUGUGGUGGAAUCUUCACAGACGCAAAGCACAUCUUUAAGUCACCAGGCUACCCAAAUGAGUAUGAAAAUAAACUAAUAUGCUACUGGCACAUUAGACUAAAGUAUGGACAACGGAUUCAUCUACAAUUCCUGGAUUUUGAUGUUGAAGAUGACACUGCUUGCAUGGCUGAUUUCUUAGAAGUCUAUGAUAGCUAUGAUGAUAUCGCUGGCUUUGUGGGCAGGUACUGUGGAGAUGAACUUCCAGAUGAUAUCGUCAGCACAGGAAAUCUCAUGACCUUAAAGUUUUUGUCAGAUGCCUCAGUGACAGCAGGUGGUUUUCAAAUUAAAUACGUUGCUGUAGACCCACCUUCAAAACCUAAUGAUGAGAAAAAUGAAACUUCCCAAGGAAACACAAACUUCUUGUCUGGAAAAUUUGGCAUUAUGUGAACGGACGAUCAACAUCACAGAAAAUGCAGUUGGAAUAUACAGUUAUUAAAUACAAAUACCACUUGAGAUACCUGUUUCGUCCAAUAAGUUAUAGCUAUCAUACUAUAUUUGGGAUAGCGAGCAGCCAUAGUCUUAUCCUUCUGACUUUUAUAAUUUCUACUUUAUGUAAUUUUUCUUAAUAAAGAAUAUUGGGAAAUAAAUUAGAAAAUUGUACUUAAAUGAUAGACAAUUAUUUUCUAGAGUCAGUGAAACUAAGAACAUAAGAACGGACAUACUUGGUGAGACCAAAGGUCCAUUUAGUCCAAAAUCCUCUCUUUCGACAGUGUCCAAUGCCAGGUACUUCAGAGGCAAUGAACAGAACAGAUAAUCAUCAAGUGUUCCAUCCCCUGUCAUCCACUCCCAGUUUCUGGCAAACAGAUGCUAGGGAUACUCAGAGCCUGAGGUUGCAUUCCUAACCAUAUUGGCUAAUAGCCAUUGAUGGACCUAUCCUCCAUGAACUUGUCUGAACUAAAUGGAAGGAUUCACUGUUACCAUAGAUUUCCCAACUAAUUGCUUUUCUACACUAUCCACUCUUUUUCUCUUACCCCUGGCACCAUUUCAGCUGAAGUUUUGGGGGCCUGAUAUUUCAAUCCUUCUCCCCUCACUUUCCUUCAUUCCUGUAUAUUUAUUGCUGUCCGAAUUCUCCUUUCCCUGUUCUUGCUUCCUUUCUUGCUGCUCUCUCUCUAUUUUUAAGCUAACUCAAUUCCAGUGCCUUUCGGGUAAGUCUUGCCUCAAUGAUAGUUUACUUCAAAGUGCAAAUUCAUUUUGAGAGUUGGCCUGUGAUAUAUCCCUGACGAACCCAUAUGUAAUGGGCUUCUAGAGCCAGAAGAUACUAAAGCAGCAUGAAAAUCACUGAAUCUGUAAUUGUACCGUCGUUGGGAUUUUAUUGUGUUCUGGAUCAUAAAUUAUUUAACAGAUUUGUAAGGAGUUUGUCUUCCUUACCCAAUGCAGAGUUAUUCAAGCCUUUUCUAUUCUCAAAUCACAUUUAUUAAAGGGCAAAAAGCGGAAAGAUUCUCUGUUAAUGAGAAACUGAGGCACCAAAAGGAAUUGUCCAUCAACUAUCAGCAAACCCUUUUUCAACCUGUUAACAGGCUUUGUCUUGUUCACACCAAUUCUAAGACUGCAUUAUGCUGAAUUGAUAGACAUGUAUCCAUUCCUGAUAUCAGUUUAUAUCUGUCUGUUAACCCCCUGACCCCAAAAUAUCAUUAAAUCUACCUCUGUUUUAAUCAUG